Molecule: messenger RNA, 2121 nt
Organism: Polychytrium aggregatum
Lineage: Eukaryota; Fungi; Chytridiomycota; Chytridiomycetes; Polychytriales
Product: sulfate transporter N-terminal domain with GLY motif-domain-containing protein
Exons: 4
Coding region: 1-2121 (706 amino acids)
Biological process (GO): transmembrane transport
Cellular component (GO): membrane
Molecular function (GO): sulfate transmembrane transporter activity
Source: RefSeq, a predicted model, not a curated record
AUGUCCUCGGCCGCCACCGCCGAUAUCACCCCGGUCGAUCCGCCGUCCCCAAGCCCGCUCGCUCCCCCAACGCCUGGCCCAGCAUCCAGCCCAUCCAUCUAUUCCCGCAUCGAGUCCAUGUUCCCUAUCCUCCAAUGGCUGCCGCAGUAUCGUCUCCAGUAUCUCUACCGCGAUAUCAUGGCUGGCAUCACCAUCGCGGCGCUGAUCGUCCCUCAGGGCAUGGCCUACGCUGUGAUGGCCAACCUGCCUCCCGUCUAUGGGCUCUACGCAUCGAUAUUCCCAUCAUUGAUUUACCUCUUUGUCGGCACGACCAUAUUCAUGAGCAUCGGCCCGUUUGCUGUCGUCUCGCUGAUGGUUGGAGAUGUCGGAGUCAAGGGCUAUGAGAUUGUGCAGGCGAUGCGCAACUCGACCGUGGCCUCCGCCGAACUCGCCCAGCCGCCGGCCUUGUCCGAUUCGCCUGUGCUGGUGUCGGUGAUUCUGUUCCAGGCCUUUGCCAUCGGCGUGGGACUCGUGCUCCUAUCCUUUGUGCAGGCGGGCAAGUUCCUUUCCAAGCACAUGGUGUCCCUCCCUAUGCUCGCCGGCUUUUCGGCUGCGACCUCGCUGAUCAUCAUCACGUCGCAGCUCCGCCAGGCUUUUGGCCUCGUGUUCCCAAAGCAAUCGGGCAUCUUCAGCCUGCCCAUGACCUGGUGGCAGAUCAUUAUCAACAGCCAGACCUUUGAUCCGGCGACUUCGCUCGUCUUUGCUGCCUCGGUGGCUCUCAUGCUCGGUAUCAGCACGUCCGAAUCAGCUUUUCGCAAGUGGCUCGCCUCGCGACCGGCUCAACGCACCCACCAAAGCGUUCCCACGGAUCCGGAGCAGCCCAAGAACCCUCGCGCCAACGCAACAUCGUCGUCCUCACCUGUGGCCCAAAACGCCAUCCCAGAUGUUCUCGUUACCGUCUUGGCCUUCAUCGUCCUCAGCAUCGCCAUGAAGCUGUCCACUGACUAUGGCAUCGACGUUGUCGGCCCGAUUCCCGCGGGCUUUCCAGCACCAAGGGUUCCCUGGGACAGCCUAUCGUUUGCAGAGUGCAUGGCAAUCCUGGGCGGCUGCUCCGUUGACCUGGUGGCUCUGUCUCUGGUUGCCUUCGUCACAACCUUUUCCAUAUCGACGACAUUCGGCCGCCAUCGAGCCACCAAGCCUCUGAUUGUCGAUCCGAUUCCAGUCUCCCCCUCAUCGCGCUCGCCGGCUCCAUCCUCAUCACCCAUGAUCGCCGCGACGCAGCUUCCAUCCGACCCAACACCGACCAUCGCCAACGUCCACAAAGCCAUCACGAGAGCCAGUCUGGCUGUCCCAGCACGCUACGGCACUGUGCACGUUCCAGGCGAUCGCCAGACUCCACGCCAGUCCGAAACCUCUCUGCUGCUGACCGACGGCGAGGACGCGGUGCAACCAAACCAGGAACUCUUUGCCCUUGGGCUCGUCGCUUUGCUGGCCGCAUUUGCCUCGUGCUAUCUCCCCAGCGGCUCGCUCUCGCGAAGCGCCGUCGUGGCCAACCGCACCGAGGCACAAUCCCUGGUGGCUGGCCUUGUGUGCGUGUCGAUCGUCAUGGUCGUCGUGAACUUCUUGACGGCCUGGUUCGAGGCCCUGCCCAUGGCCGUGCUCUCGUCCGUGACCAUCGUGGCCCUGUGGAAGGUCGUGCUUACGAUUGCCCAUGUCAAGACCCUCUGGUACAAGGGUUGGAAAAAGUCCAAGUCGCUCUCGCAAGACUGGACACUGGCAGACUCCCAGAGCAUGGCGGUCAUGCGACAGUCCCCCUCCGAGAUGGACAUCCUCGUCGCAUCCAAGCGCAGCCCAACCAAUCUCCACGGCAAUUUCGAUCUAUCCAACCGCGUAAGCAGCGAUGGCAGCCGCAACAGCGACGAAAUCGAGGAAGGCGUUGCCUCGCUGCGCCCCACGCACUUUCGAAUGACGGUCCAUCGUGCCCUUACCUUUGCCUAUGCGUACCGCGAUGCCGUUGUCUGGACGAUGACGUUUGUCUCUGUGGCUGUGUUUGAUGCCCGGAUCGGUAUCGUCGCUGGCAUUGUCAUCGUGUCGGCCUACAAGCUCAUAUCCUACUUUGAAGCACGUACCCGUCCUCAUUGA